AUGGCAGGAACUGAAACGAACAAGAUUUCUCUUGUGCGCCCGACCUUCGUAACUUACGUACACAAGGACGUCGACCGAGCUUGUCGCUUUCUAGAUGAUUUCGGUCUGGUCAGAUGCGGCCAAACUGGCGACAAGUUCUUCUACCGCGGCUAUGGCGUAGAUCCGUGGGUUUACUCGGUGGAGAAAGGCGACAGCAAUGAGUUUGGCGGAGCCGGAUUUGUGGUGGAAAGCGAACAAGAUUUGCAACGUGCCAGCCGCAUCCUCCCCAACGCCUCAGAGAUCCACAAUCUCGAUUCUCCUGGCGGCGGCAAAUGCGUUACUUUCAGAGAUCCAGUGGAUGGUUUUCGCUUCUAUCUGGUGUGCGACCAGGUCCUCAAUGAUGAGCCCAUCUUUCCUUCUCCUCAAUUGAAGUUUAAUUUUGUAUGCCUUGCCCUCUACGCCUUUGAACACUUGCACAUAUUCUAA
Metarhizium robertsii ARSEF 23 is the source of this 465-nucleotide messenger RNA. Its product is annotated as Glyoxalase/Bleomycin resistance protein/Dihydroxybiphenyl dioxygenase. Bases 1 to 465 code for a protein of 154 amino acids. NCBI's taxonomy places the organism in Eukaryota, Fungi, Ascomycota, Sordariomycetes, Hypocreales, Clavicipitaceae. The transcript has a single exon. The record is from RefSeq and is a predicted model, not a curated record.